Molecule: messenger RNA, 1020 nt
Organism: Kwoniella botswanensis
Lineage: Eukaryota; Fungi; Basidiomycota; Tremellomycetes; Tremellales; Cryptococcaceae
Exons: 4
Coding region: 1-1020 (339 amino acids)
Source: RefSeq, a predicted model, not a curated record
AUGAAACUCCCUUACAAUCGACCAUGGCUCUUUGAAAUAUCAGAUCAUCCUUCGUGUCCUGAACCUAUCAGAGUGGGUGUACAGAAGAUGUUAACUUCCUUAUGGUUACAUCGUGUAUUCCCUUUCCAGGCUCAGGCGCCGUACGAAUUGGCAGCGAAUGUAUUGGAGAGGGUUAUAAAUGAGAUCGAACAAGAGGACAACGAUAAUGGGCAGAAUACAAUAACGAUAAAUGGAAUUGGAAAUGGACAAGGGGAUAAGAAAGAUACGUUAAAGGUGGUAGAUUUCUGUUCGGGCGCUGGAGGACCUAUCAAGAAGAUUGAGAAGAGGAUCAAUAAAAAUCGUAAAUACCCCAUCCCAUUCCUCCUAUCCGACUUGAACCCACCACUAGACCAAUGGAAGAAAAUAUACGGUCCUCCGACAACCUCUUCAAGCCAGAGGCAAAAACAGAAGACGAUAUCUUAUAUCCCAUAUCCAGUUGACGCUACGGCUACGUCGAGCGGUAGCAAUAUGGGAGGAGUAUUAGAUGAAAAGCAUCUGAGAACGUUUUUUCUCAGUUUUCAUCAUUUCAAUGAAGAGCUCGCGAGGGGCGUGUUGGUAGAUGCUAUGAGGGGAUCAGAGGGGAUUUGUAUAUUCGAAUUGCAGCAAUGUAAUUUCAGGAGUCUAUUUAUGAUAGUCAUGUUAGGCCCCUUAUCCUGGUUAUUGACACCAUUCACUAGACCUACACUAGCAAUCCUAUUCUUCACAUACAUCAUCCCCUUAAUCCCAUUAACACUCAUAUUCGACGGUUUCAUAUCCGUCUAUCGAACUCGAUCGAUCUCACAUAUAUUACGACUUACCAACCUAGCAAGUCUGACGAUACAAUUGGAGAAUCAAGAUGAUGCCUCCAAAGAGGAUUACGAGUGGGAUUGGGAGUUUGGGAGGGUCAGACAUACGUGGCCUUGGGGUUAUAUGAUUUAUUUUGUGGGUAGGAAAAAGAGAUAUUCGUAUGACGAGGAGGAAGAGGAGUUUGAACAGGAGUAG